ACCGAUGACGCCAGGCGGGACGCGGCGGUCCGCGCGACGGUGGGUCAGAGAGGAGCUGUGACGAUGGCUCUGGCGCUGAGGUGGCUCCGUCCUGUCCCAUCCCUGCUGCACCGUUCGUCCCUCCUGCUGACCAGGGGGCUGCCAGGGGCUCCCACGGGCUGCCCUGCCCUGCUCCUGGAGGGCUGCAGGCAGUGUGGCCAGCAGGUGCUGCUGAGCAGACAGCUGGCUACCAAAAAGGCUAAAGGUAAAGGGCAGAGCCAAGCCAAAGUGAAUAUCAGUGCUGCCCUGGUUGAGGAUAUUAUCAAUUUAGAGGAAACCAAUGAGGACAUGCAGGCGGUCAUAGAAGCUCUGAAAGAAGACUUCACCAGGAACAUCAGUGUUAGAACCUCACCAGGGGCCCUGGAUCACAUCACUGUGGUGACCAAAGAUGGGAAGUUUCCACUGAACCAGCUGGGGCAGAUCUCACAGAAAUCACCACAGCUCAUUGUAGUGAACAUGACCAGUUUUCCAGAGAGCACAGCUGCAGCCAUGAAGGCCAUAAGGGAGAGUGGCAUGAACCUGAACCCCGAGGUGGACGGGACGAUGAUUCGGGUGCCGGUUCCUAAGGUCACCAGGGAGCACAGGGAGAACCUGGCCAAGCUGGCCAAGCAAUCCACCAACAAGUCCAAAGAGGCCCUGAGAAAGGUGCGAAGCAAAAGCAUCAACCAGGUAAAGAAGUCCAAGAGCAAAGUGUCAGAAGAUACCAUCUGGCUGCUAGAAAAGCAGAUCCAGCAAAUGGCAGAUGAGGCUGUCGCUGAGAUGGACAAGCUGCUGGCAGCAAAGACCAAGGAGCUGCUUGGAUGAACACCAUCCCCAUGGACACACUCCCCCUGGAGCAGGAAUGGACUGCCACGUGCCCCAGCUCUCAUCCCUGCCUGGAGGCAGCAGCCUCAGGGAUGAGCAGCUCUGUGCCUUGGCUGCUCCCACUGCCCACCUGGGCAGUGCUGGAGGGAAGGGGGGGACUCUCCUCGCUGCUCAUCCAGGUGGGAACAGAAUUGGGUGAAAUGAGAUGAGAAAUAAAACAUCCAGAAGGAGGACUGGAGGCUGCUGGAAGGGUCCCAGGGAAGCUGAGGAGGAAGGACUGCCUUGCUCACCUCACGCCCCAUGUUGUGUUCCUGCACCACCAGCCCAGCAGGAGCCAGGAACACGUGCAGGGGGAGCCUGCACUGUCCUGUGCAAACCUCAGCAUUUGUUUUUUCUUGAAAUAAAGUCAAAAUGAGAUGCGGAGGAGCAGCCCUGCAGCAGCCUGGUUGGUGUGUUCCCUUGGGUUCCCGUGUCCCAAAGGAAGCGUUUGCCCUGCUGGGGAGGGGUGAGGGAGCUCAGCAUUGACUGGGCAGGGGCUCUGUGGUUCCCAAGGCAGAGAACUGAAACCAGUGCUGGCAGCACAGCUGCUUUAGCCAGGACCAAGAAGACCAAAAGCCAACACAGAAACUUCCCAAACCCGUUAUCUGUCCCCACUGACCAGUUACAGAGGACCUGUGCGAGCCACGAGCACCGCAUUUGAGGGGCUGGGGGAGGUAGAAGCAGAACAAGGUCUUGAGCACAUCCCACAGCUCAGCUCCUCACUGCCAGCAGGUACUCCCCGCUGGCAGCAAAUGUCCUUGGCGAUGGCAGGAGCAGGAAGGUGGGGGCAGCCCCCAGCCCUGCUCCCGAGGCAUUUGGGUUCAAAGAGCGCCAAGUGCUCUGCACUCCUUAAAUAAACAACUCCCAAAAAGUUAGUUUGUGUGCCACGGGGAGGGGGAGGAGGAUGAAGGAUUUGCUCUGCUAGGGCCCCACAUGUCAACAAUUUCUCUGCUUUGUGUAUUUUGGCCGAAGCCCUUGCCAUGAUAAAUGAAUAAAGGAAGAUGGCGAGCCCAGGGCGGUUCCUCAGCUCGGGAAA
Messenger RNA from Myiozetetes cayanensis, 1918 nucleotides. It is a transcript of the gene MRRF, whose product is annotated as mitochondrial ribosome recycling factor. The transcript is spliced from 7 exons. The record is from RefSeq and is a predicted model, not a curated record. NCBI's taxonomy places the organism in Eukaryota, Metazoa, Chordata, Aves, Passeriformes, Tyrannidae. Gene Ontology annotation, cellular component: mitochondrion. The coding region runs from base 64 to 843 and encodes 259 amino acids. Gene Ontology annotation, molecular function: ribosomal large subunit binding. Gene Ontology annotation, biological process: translation.